Gongylonema pulchrum is the source of this 816-nucleotide messenger RNA. NCBI's taxonomy places the organism in Eukaryota, Metazoa, Nematoda, Chromadorea, Rhabditida, Gongylonematidae. The record is from the annotation of a GenBank genome assembly.
AUGGCGAAAUUGAGUCUGCCAACGGAAUUUGGAGGAAGCCGUAAAAAAUCGCAGAGGGUGCAUCAGGCCGCACCAAUCGACCAAACCACAGUCCGUGAGAAGUCACCACAUUUCCUCAAUUACUGGGAUUAUAAGGAGCAGAACGGCGACUACCUCUUGUAUACUUCAUGGUAUCACAACUACACGAUCGAACUGGAAGCCUAUGAAGAGGAGCUACAUAAAAAAUAUCAUCCUUGCGGACUUCUUCAGGAACACCAGAAUGUGAGGAAGGCAUUUGCUGAAUUAUGCAGCCCGGAAGCGAGCAGUGCUUUUCCGUACAAAACCGACGAAGAAUGGAGUGACUUUUACGAAUCGUAUUGUAUAGCUUUUGAAAAACGCCUUUCCAAAGAUUUUUCAAGAUAUCAACAGAAGUCAAAAAAGCUUCGACGACUUGAAUUCGGGCGAAAGUUGAAACGAAUAGGUUUCGUGUAUGAACUGAAACAACAGGAUAUGGAAGAAGAAGUGGAGAGAGUGGAGGAAGAUGAGGAAAUGAUGGAGGCUGAGGAGGAGGUAGGGGAGAAGGGAAAGGAGCAUGAGAGGCAGGAAUAUGGAAAUGAGGACGAACAGAGCAGCGCUGAUGACACGUGCAGUGGUGAUAACGAUGCAUCUUCUAAGUGGCCCAGUAAUUGCAAAAUUGAGGACAUCAUGUACGAUAUUCGGAUUCCGAAACGAUAUUUCGAUGUCAGAAGUAGGACGCUGCAGCUCAGAAGCGAGGAGCAAGCAAUGCAAAUGCUCCACUCCGACAGUGUCGUUGUAUGCAUUUCAUACUUCUUAUGA